Molecule: messenger RNA, 5386 nt
Organism: Colossoma macropomum (tambaqui)
Lineage: Eukaryota; Metazoa; Chordata; Actinopteri; Characiformes; Serrasalmidae
Gene: fgf12b
Product: fibroblast growth factor 12b
Exons: 5
Coding region: 222-872 (216 amino acids)
Biological process (GO): positive regulation of cell population proliferation; regulation of cell migration; animal organ morphogenesis
Cellular component (GO): cytoplasm
Molecular function (GO): fibroblast growth factor receptor binding; growth factor activity
Source: RefSeq, a predicted model, not a curated record
GACACACGCACAGAUCCAAUCACUCAAACCCCCCAAAGUCAGCUGUGUGAUUGGAUCUGUGUGUGUGUGUGUGUGUGCGCGCUGAUAGUCUUAAUGUGGUAACAGCAUAGAGAGCAAUGCAGACCACCAUAGGUCUAUAUACAGUAGUAGAGACCACCGCAGUACAGAGAGCCAAGACUUACAGGCCAGCAGGGGACUUUUAAAACACACACACACACACAAUGACGCGGUACCUGAGCGCCUUCCGCCGCCUGCUGUCUCGCCGCAACAAGGCCGAGGACGAAGGCGAAGAGGAGGGAGAGGUGAAGAGUGACGCUGCUGAACCCGAGCCGCAGCUGAAGGGGAUAGUAACGAGGCUGUUCAGUGAACAGGGGUUCUACCUGCAGAUGGAGCCAGAUGGAACCAUCAAUGGGACCAAGGAUGAGAACAGCGACUACACUCUGUUUAACCUGAUUCCAGUGGGUCUGCGUGUGGUGGCGAUUCAGGGAGUGAAGGCUGGUCUGUAUGUGGGGAUGAACGCUGAGGGGUUUCUCUACUCGUCAGAGGUCUUCACGGUGGAGUGUAAGUUCAAAGAGAGCGUGUUUGAGAAUUACUAUGUGAUUUAUUCGUCCACGCUGUACCGGCAGCACGAGAGCGGCCGCGCCUGGUUCCUCGGCCUCAACAAAGACGGCAUCAUCAUGAAGGGCAACCGCGUCAAAAAAACCAAACCCUGCUCGCACUUCGUCCCCCGCCCCAUCGAAGUGUGUAUGUACAAGGAGCCGUCGCUGCACGAGCUGGACGAGAAGCAGCGCUCCAGGAAAGACUCAGGGACUCCGACCAUGAACGGAGGAAAGGAGCUAAACCCGGACUCCAACGAGCAGGACGGAUCAUAGCUGCUCUCUCUCUCUCACACACACACACGUAUAUACACACAUACACACACACACACACACACAUGCAGCACCUCCUGGAGCUGAACGUCACCUUCAACAUCAACAACCACCAGAAUAUCAAAGGAAGAAACCAACUGACGUGAAAACACACUGAAAGGGACGAAACUGAAUCCUUGCCUGUGAAUAUCGUAGAAAGAAAACAGUAGAAAAACAAACAAAAAUACGAAAUCAGGACAUUUUAUGCAAAGCCUGCCGAGUGUGUGUCCGACCCGCGUCCCCUCGGAGCCGAGGCGGCGGCGCGUGUGAGUUCUGGAAGGUUAAGCUUUAAGCCAUGUACGAAUUCUCAUGUGUUGAUUUACGAAUGCAAACGCACUUUUCACGCGCUUCUGUGUGUCGCUCUGCUCAUCAUUAUCAGUCGUUACUAUCGACCGUCUCUUUUCUGUUGGUCUGACUCUGUUUGUGGGCGGGAGGUGUGGGGGGGGGAGGGGCUUCACAGUCUGCUCUCUGAUUGGCUGAGGUGGUGAAUGGUACUGGAGCGCUGGCCUGUGAUUGGCUGUGCUGUGAUGUCACAAAGGAAAUGACCAAACAUAGAUUUGGAUAUUUACACGAAUAUCCAGUGAUGUCCGGCUGCAGGCUGAGCUCUAGACUGGCCAAAGCCUCAGCUCGGGAGGAGGGAGCCCCUCAGUGGGUGGAUGUUAGCCAACAAGCUAGCUAGCUAAAGAGUUGGUGCGGUAUCUCAUGCUAAUUUUAGGUAAAUAAAACACAGUUGUGGUUAGCUGUAGUUACCCUCCCAACUAUGUUAGCUAGUGUAGGUAGAUUAAACCACUUCCUCACAUUAAGCUAGAGACCUAGAACAUUAGCUUGUUAGCUAGCUAGCACACCAAAACAGUGGCUUUAAACUAACCUGUGAUUAUUAAAGCUUGGCCUUCACUUUGAGCCAUAAAUUUCUCAAAAAGCACCUUUGUUAGUGCUAUUUCUUUCUAGCACCUCUAUGGGAUUUCUAGUUGUAUGUUAGCGCUAAGCUAACUGUAGAUUAAACACAAGUUUGAAGCUCGCAAAUAAUACUAACAUAUAUUUGACUUUUUCAGUAGGUUUUCCAUUUUUAACAACUGAAACCUGGUUAGACUACAGCUUAUUUUCACAGUCACUUAUCUAGAACUUAGAGAAGAUCUAGACUGACGUUGAUUCUCUCUUUAAAUUGGUGCCAGUCUGUAUCUGCGUAGAUACCAAAGAGAGACCAAUUCCGAUUGGACGGUGUACCAUUGGGCGUUUUGUUUUCAACUAAAACUUAAAGAGUUUUAAAACGACUUUUAUUGCAAUACUUACAAUUUAAAUACAAUGAGUACGAUAAUUCUAUUAAAUAAAAAAGAACCAAAAAUUAAACAUAUUUUUUUAGUUCUCGCAAAUCAUUAGCACUUCUCUGAAGGUCCUGAGGGUUCCUCGCUGUAACUACAUCGUAAAGAAUUUAUUUACGCUACAAAAUUUAACCUAACAUUAAUGUGAGCUACGUUACCAACACUUUAGCAAUCUAACUUCGAUAGCUAUUUUGCUCCCUAGCUGAGGCUCCGCCCAGUCUGCGGUUUGAUCUGCGGUGCUUCAAAUGUCUGGAAAUUUCCCUACGAAGGUGUUUGCGCGAUGGGGGAUCCUUAACUGCCGUUUGUCUUAUCGCAGUCACAGUCUGUGUUUUUUGUAGAUUUUAUUUUGUAGCAUUUGGCGAGACCGGCGGGGGAUGGACGUUUAAACAGCUGCUUUACGAAUAAAAACAAAAGCGACGGUGGUGAACAAACCACGGCCGAUUUUUAACGAUGUCUUAAUGUUUUUUGAAAACUCCCCCCCCCCGCGCCUUUACGACUAUUAAUACUAUGAUUAUGAUUGUUAUUAUACUAAGCUGCUAAUUUUACGCUAAACUACUAAAGUUAUACUGAAAGCUUGCCUCUCUUUAUCCUGCAUGAGCAUGUCCAGACUCUCUCUGUGCUUGAUCUCAUUGUGUUCGACCUCGUUGGCCCUUGUUUAUCAAAGUUGCGUACGAGCAAAUAUAAUCGUGAAAAAAAGAGAGUACGCAAAUUUUGCUCUUCGGGUUCAUAUCAGUUUUACUAGGGCUGUCAAAACGAUCGCGUUAACAUGGUGUUAACAUUGGUGGCGCUAAUUCAUAAGAGUGAAUCUGUACGAUAAAUUCACGUCUGGUGUAAAUUUGUGCAAAAAUAGUUAAUAACCUAAAAAUGAUUGGUUUGCAGGUACAUAAGCAAAGUAAUUAUCAACAUUAUCAGUAUGUAUCAUAAUCAUUGAAAAUAUUAAUGGUAACAAAAAUCGCUCAAUGGCCUAUAACCCUGCUGGACUGUUUUUUUUUUUACAUCUUUUAUUCAAAUCUGCAUAAAUUAGGGAGUGUUUUAUGUAAAUUGUAUGUAAAUGAAGGUAAAUGACACAAAAGUGGGCUGAGCCAAGUGCUUCACACCUUACAUCUCAAAUUUGCAUUCAUUUCUAAGCAAAUGCAUCUUACAAAAAAAGAAGGUUCUACAAGUGUUCUUUGGUAAAGACGAUGGUUCUAUAUAGAACCAUGAACACUCGUGAACGUUAAAUGCUUCUUUUCAUGGUGGAAUCGUUCUUCAGAUUGUUUUGUGUAUGGUUCUAUAUAGAACCGAAAAGGAUUCUGGAAUUGUGUACAACGUCAAGCUUGUAAUAGAAGAACUGUUUUUUGGUGCUGUACAGAACCGUUUUCAAAGGGGUUCCAUAUAGAACCAUUUACAACACAGCUUCCAUCAAUCUGAACAACGAUUUCACCAUGGAAAGAACCAUUUAAUCACGUAAAUGGUUUUGGACUGGUUAUGGUUCUACAUAGAACCACUGUCUAUGUACUGUCAGAACCCUUGAAGAGCCAUCUUUAUAAGAAUGUAGGGCUUGACAUCUAGUGAGAGUGUAUAUCAUAUAUUAUAUAUAUACAGUCAGUGAGUGUACAUGUCAUAUAUAUCAUAGUCAGUAAGUGUAUGUAUCGUAUGUCAAAUGUACAAUCAAUGAGUGUAUAUAUCAUAUAUAUAAAAUAUACAGUCAAUGAGUCUAUAUGUCAAGUUUCUCAUAUAUACAGUCAAUUAGCAUAUAUGUCACAUGUAUAUCAUAUAUACAGUGUGUAUAUAUCAUAUAUAGGUCAGAUAUAUCAUAUAUACAGUCGAUAGGUAGACUAAUAAAGGCUGUAUUUGAACAAGAGCGCUACAAUCACAGAUCUCUCAGACUGACACACUGCAGCUGGGCUUCAGCCUGCACGGCUACGGGUGGGUUGAAGGGUCAAACUAGGAGAGCGUGUUUUGACAGCCCUAGUGUGCAUCCGUUACACUAUACAACAAGCAGCUUCACAGCAGCUCGUGUUUUACUGGUGCGAUCUUCUCCGAUAUCACUAAAUUGGUAGAACCGCAAUGUUGCUGAUAUGAGUGAUAUAUCGGUCGGGCCCUCUCUGCUCUCACUGUGUGUGUGCUCUGUGUGUGUGUGAGCUCUAAUUGAUUGUACACACUCUCCCCAGUGUGUAUUUCCUGCCAAAAGCACAGACUGCCCUCACACACACACACACACACACACACACACACACACACACGCACACACGUAACUCUGCAGUAAGCCUGAAUCUGAUUGGCCACUGAGGUCCAGCUCGCUCCUCCAUCCAGCAAACGUUCGUUGCUCAGAAAGAGCCAAUCAGCAGUGCUUUGCUAAAGGGGGCGGGGUUUGUGAGAAGUCUUCCAUUAGGAGAGCAGCACCAGCAUCACCUGCACGUGUCAGGGGGCGGGGUUACGGGUUCGGGGGCGGGGUCAGUGGGGGGAUGUCACUGGCUGGUUCACUGCAAAAAUGAUAUCUUUUACAAGUGAGUUCAUCUCAAAUCUGGUCAAUGUGUUCAAUAUUUCUCAACAAUGUUGCUCUAAGAAUAUUAUAAAGAUUAUUUGACCUGAAUGUAAUAUUGCUGGUGAUGGGAUUAAUAUAAAAAUAUUAUGAGAACAUUUGACUUAUUUCUAGACAUUUUUACGAGUAAAUUUUAACUUUUAAAUUUUAAAUUUUGUUACAUUAAAAAAUGCAAAUUAUUGUGCAUAAACUUUUUUGUCUGAACAGAACUAGGCAUCAGGCUGCGGCCUAUCAAAGUAAAGUGGGCACAGAGGGGGCGGGGCUUAUCCACCAACCCUCCAAUUACUGUGCUUUUAUUCUGAAGAGUUUUUAAAUUGAAAAAGUUGUGAUGUUUGGGGUUUAUUUUGUCAGAAUUCGGCACGGCAACAGCUAAAUUGUCCACGUUAAUAGUUAAUUCCACGUGUAAAAGCUCUGAUUUUUGCAGUGUAAAUAAAGAUGUCUGCCUGCGUUUGAGAGAAAACUUUAAUUUUUGAUUACUGCCUAAAGUUAACGAUGUUUUUUGUGUUUGUUAAUGUUUGCACCUUAAUGACGAACCACAUACAGAACCAUGAUGUAAAUGAUUGUCUUAAAAAAACAUCGCAAGAAGAUCAGAAGGAUGAAAAGAUAAUUUACCAAUUAAAAAUAAUGAAACCAAA